AUGGGGUUUAAUGCCUCAUCGUCACCUGAGGAGGAGACCCCGGACAGGAUGUCGGUCGACCCAACGAGCGUCAGCCCCGUGCUGGACCACAACCUAAACCCGAUGGAUGAAGCAGAUCUGCCAGAUGUGGGAGCAAUCUCACUGAGUUCGCCUGAAUCCCUGUCCGCUGGAUUCGAUGGAUCAGGCGAGUGGGCCACCCCAAGAAAAAAGAAGAAGAAUGCAUCAGCCUCUGAUAUAGAUGAGUCGGAUGGACCAGAAGAGCCCGCGGAACCGGAGGAGAUUCCGCCCGACGUGGAAGACCCGGCAGCACACAUAUCAUACUUCUGUCUACCCAAGACCCUAUUCGUGGCUUUGUCCGUCUUCAGAGGAAGACCAAUGCCCAAAUCAAACGUGAGAAAGAACGAGAAAUUGUUCCGAAGUGCCAGCCGCGCUACAACACCAGCUUCUUCCGGGAACAUGCCGACCUAG
Molecule: messenger RNA, 468 nt
Organism: Penicillium robsamsonii
Lineage: Eukaryota; Fungi; Ascomycota; Eurotiomycetes; Eurotiales; Aspergillaceae
Exons: 1
Coding region: 1-468 (155 amino acids)
Source: RefSeq, a predicted model, not a curated record